Malassezia japonica is the source of this 213-nucleotide messenger RNA. RefSeq lists its product as uncharacterized. The transcript has 3 exons. The record is from RefSeq and is a predicted model, not a curated record. NCBI's taxonomy places the organism in Eukaryota, Fungi, Basidiomycota, Malasseziomycetes, Malasseziales, Malasseziaceae. The coding region runs from base 1 to 213 and encodes 70 amino acids.
AUGUCUGACGACCAGAAGAUCUCGAUCCAGCCGCACCCCGCGACGAGCAACAACCCCAGCACGGACCCCAAAGUGGGUGGCAACGCGGCGCUUGCGUCGGGUGCGCCCGCCACGCCGGGCAUCCAGAAGCUCGAUGCAGAGACCGCCAACAACCUCGACAAGCCUCUGUCGAAAGAGGAGCUGCAGAAGCGCACCGAGGAGCUGAACAAGUAG